Phaeoacremonium minimum UCRPA7 is the source of this 1503-nucleotide messenger RNA. Its product is annotated as putative succinyl- :3-ketoacid-coenzyme a transferase subunit a protein. The coding region runs from base 1 to 1503 and encodes 500 amino acids. The record is from RefSeq and is a predicted model, not a curated record. Gene Ontology annotation, molecular function: succinyl-CoA:3-oxo-acid CoA-transferase activity. Lineage: Eukaryota; Fungi; Ascomycota; Sordariomycetes; Togniniales; Togniniaceae. The transcript is spliced from 3 exons. Gene Ontology annotation, biological process: ketone body catabolic process.
AUGCAUGCUGCCCUGUUCGCGCGGGCCUUCUCGGCCACGUCCAGGAGAGCCGAGAUUAACAAGGUCUACCCCUCGGCUACGGAGGCACUGAAGGACUUGAAGCCCGACUCGACACUGCUGUGCGGUGGCUUUGGGCUCUGCGGCGUCCCUGACACGCUGAUCGACGAGGUGUUGAACAAGCCCGAGAUUACUGGCCUGACAGCCGUCUCAAACAACGCCGGCACCGACGACAGCGGUCUCGGCAAGCUCCUCAAGACGAAACAGAUCCGCAAGAUGAUCGCUUCCUACAUUGGAGAAAACCGCACGUUCGAGAAGAUGUAUCUGACUGGCGAGGUCGAGCUGGAACUGACCCCGCAGGGUACCCUCGCCGAGCGAUGUGCGGCCGGCGGAAAGGGCAUCCCGGCCUUCUACACACCGGCCGCCUUCGGAACGGUCGUGCAGACUGGUGAGCUUCCGCUGAGGAACAAGGCCGACGGCUCCCCGGACCAGUACUCAUAUCCCAAGGACGUCAAGGUGUUCAACGGCAAGAGCUAUCUCCUCGAGCACAGCAUUGCCGGUGACUACGCCUUUGUCAAGGCGUACCGCGCCGACAAACUAGGCAAUUGCCAGUUCCGGCUCGCUGCCAACAACUUCAACGGAGCCAUGGGCCGCAACGCAAAGAUGACCAUUGUGGAAGCUGAGCACAUUGUCGAGCCGGGUGAAAUCCCGCCCGAGGCCGUCCACCUGCCUGGAAUCUACGUCAAGCGAGUCAUCCAGAGCACCAGCCCCAAGAAAAUUGAAAAGUACACCUGGGCCAAGGACGACGACGACGCCGAUGCUAAGAAGGCCCUGGGCACCGGUGACACGGCGGCGAAGCGCGAGCGCAUUGUGCGCCGGGCCGCCAAGGAGUUCCAGAACGGCAUGUAUGCCAAUUUAGGCAUCGGCAUGCCCAUGCUGGCUCCGGGCUUUGUUGGCCCCGAGGUGGAAGUCCAGCUGCAGAGCGAGAACGGCAUUCUUGGCCUGGGGCCCUACCCGAGGAAGGGCGAGGAGGAUGCUGAUCUCAUCAAUGCCGGCAAGGAGACAGUCACACUCAAGCCCGGCGCAGCGGUGUUCGGUAGUGAGGAGAGCUUUGGCAUGAUCAGAAGUGGACGUAUCAACUUGACUAUCCUCGGAGCCAUGCAAGUCAGCGCCAAUGGCGACCUUGCUAACUGGAUGCUGCCUGGCAAGGUCAAGGGAUUCGGCGGUGCCAUGGAUCUCGUUAGUAACCCAAGUGCGACAAAGGUCGUGGUCACGAUGGAGCACACGGACAAGAAGGGCAACGCGAAGAUCGUGAAGCAGUGCGCUUUCCCAUUGACAGGCAAGGCCUGCGUCUCAAGAAUUAUCACCGAGCUGGGCGUGUUUGAUGUUGACUUCGCGCAUGGAUUGACCUUGAUUGAGAUUGCGGAUGGUGUAACAGUGGAGGAGGUGAAGAGCAAGACUGAGGCACCUUUUACCGUCGCCGAAGACCUCAAGCCUAUGCUAUAA